GGAGCUUUUGGUAGUGUAGUUUAGAAUAUGAAGUUCUAUUGAAACUUGUGUGUUCAGUUUUUUAAGAAUUAUUAUUUGGUCCCAAAAAUAAUAUAGUAUAUGAAGCGUAAACGUUUCAUAGCAGGCUAACGUGUAAGUGUCAUUAGCAAGCUAGCCAACUAGCUAAGUUGCUUGAAAACUAAUCACACAAGUUCAAAUGGGAGCUACUUAGCUCGUAGCGCUAGCUAAAAUAUAGCAGCUAGGGGUAGGGUUUUCCAGCAGCUAUUUAUGCUUGCAUUGCUCUAUGUAUAGCUCGCUAGGUAAUUAAGGUAGCGAACUAUAAGCAUUAACUGGCGAUUCACCAACAGAGUGGAUCAGUUACAGUCAUCCACAAGAUGGAUAACAGCGGUAAGCCGUCAACAGCACAAGUUCUGCUCCUGGCAACAAGUUCAGCUUUAACUGCAGUUUUUUAUUCAAUAUACCGGAGAAAGUCAGCCACUGCUACCAGGUUAAAGGAAGCCCAAAAAAUCUCCAUUGAUCAGGAUCUUAAAAAUGUACUGAAGGAAUCACCAGGACACUGUAUCCCAUAUGCAGUCAUUGAAGGGGUUGUGAAAUCCGUGAAAGAUUCACUGAAUAGUCAGUUUGUGGACAACUGCAAAGGAGUCAUAGAAAGACUCACUCUUCGGGAACAGAAGAUGGUGUGGAAUCGCACUACUCAUAUCUGGAACGACUGUGAGAAAGUGAUCCAUCAGCGCACCAACGCGGUGCCGUUCGACCUGGCCUCGCACGACGAGGGCGUCUCCUCCACCGUGCGGGUCAUCCGGCCCCUGGAGUCCGUAGAGCUGGACCUGGAGACCACGUACGAGAACUUCCACCCCGUGGCCCAGUCCCUGACCGACGUCAUCGGCCACUUCAUCAGCGGGGAGCGGCCCAAGGGGGUGAAGGAGACGGAGGAGAUGCUGAGGCUGGGCGCCAGCGUGACCGGGGUGGGGGAGCUGGUGCUGGACCACAGCCUGGUGCGCCUCCAGCCGCCCAAGCAGGGCCUGCAGUACUUCCUGAGCCUGCUGGACUACGACUCCCUGCUGAGGAAGCAGCAGGCCCGCGUGCGGCUGUGGAGGGUGCUGACCGCCGUCUUCGGCAUCGCCACCUGCCUCCUCCUGUUCCUGGUGCUGCGGCGACGCUACGCGCACUACCGGGAGCGGCGCAGGCUCCGCGGCCUGCAGGACGCCUUCCUCCAGACGCAGCGGGAGCGCCUGCGCGACAUGGACCUGGAGGAGGACGCCCUGUCGCCCAGCGCCUGCGUCAUCUGCCUGGGCCGCCAGCGCUCCUGCGUCUUCCUGGAGUGCGGACACGUCUGCUCCUGCUCCGAGUGCCACCGCGCCCUGCCCGAGCCCAAAAAAUGCCCCCUCUGCAGGGGCCACAUCCAGCGCGUCGUCCCGCUCUACAACAGCUAGCGCUCAGCGGCGGGAACAGGGCUGCGCUCUCUCACCUCGCUUAAUGGGAGGACGUUAAGUGUCACAUGAACUUCCUGGGAAGACGUUAAUCUGUGAAUGGUAGGGGUAUAAUGUGUGCGGUUUGGGGGAGGGGCGUUUGCAAUGAAUUUGAUUAAAUGAUUCCUGUUGAAAUCCUGGCAUUCAAAUCAUGGAGGCCUGUUUAUGUUCUGUUGGAAAGGUUCCUGAAAUAAAUUUACCAAAACAAAAGGC
Messenger RNA from Conger conger (European conger), 1682 nucleotides. RefSeq names its product mitochondrial E3 ubiquitin protein ligase 1b (gene mul1). Gene Ontology annotation, biological process: organelle organization; protein ubiquitination. Bases 375 to 1433 code for a protein of 352 amino acids. NCBI's taxonomy places the organism in Eukaryota, Metazoa, Chordata, Actinopteri, Anguilliformes, Congridae. The record is from RefSeq and is a predicted model, not a curated record. The transcript is spliced from 5 exons. Gene Ontology annotation, molecular function: ubiquitin-protein transferase activity. Gene Ontology annotation, cellular component: mitochondrion.